GGAUCGUGUGUGCGUUUCGUGGUUAGCAUUCAUUCAAGAAAACUGCGAAGCCAACUCGCGAAAACCGGUGAAAAUAUCAUUUUUAUCUUCAUUUACCCUCAAAAAAGGCUUAUUAAGACAUGCAUGUGAUCAGUCAGAUAUCAAACACAAUAUUGUAUUGAACUAACUUUUCAAGAGAUGCGUAUGAAUGAAUGUUUAAAUCUAGUUUUAUCCAUCGUAGUCCCAGCCUUUGGAAUCCGUGUACUGUUGAAGUUUCCUUUUCAGCUGUCAACAAACCGAACUUCUGAAAGGCUCGAUAUUCACUGAUCUGUGGAAUUUCAAAAAACAAGAUGUCAAGACAGAGCAGUAGGGCAACAGACCCUAGGAAAAUCAGCCAAGAGUUGUUCACCCUGACGUAUGGCGCUCUCGUAGCUCAACUUGUCAAAGACUACGAAGGAGAUGAGGAAGUAAACAAACAGCUGGAUAAAAUGGGUUAUAACAUUGGCAUUCGUCUCGUAGAGGACUUCCUAGCAAGGUCUGGCAUCGGCAGAUGUAACGAUUUCAGAGAAACAGCAGAUAUCAUUGCUAAGUCUGGUUUCCGGAUGUUUCUUGGAGUGACUCCGAGUGUCUCUAACUGGAGUCCAGCGGGAGAUGAGUUCUCCCUCCUGAUGGAUAAUAAUCCCCUGACAGACUUUGUUGAACUACCCGAGGAUCAUAGUAAUCUCAAUUACUCCAACGUCUUGUGCGGUGUUAUAAGGGGUGCAUUAGAAUCGGUUCAAAUGGAUGUGAGUGUGAGAUUCGUCCAGGAUACACUUAAAGGGGAUAAUCAGACAGAGAUACGUGUUAAGUUCAUCCAGAGGUUAGAAGAUGCAUUACCUGCAGGAGAGGAAUGAACACCAAACACAUCUCUUGUAUAUAUGGACUGUAUAAAUAUAUAUAGAUAUAACCAUGAAGAAAUGAUACCAUUCCCUAUCAUGUUAAAAAUAUAACGGAGUGUAAAGCCCAUGUUCGAACAUGAGGUGGUAAACCUAACAAAUACAAAAAUGCUCAAAAAUAAUCUGAUGUAUUAUGCUUCACAUUUCUAUUAACUUGUUAAAUGCAAAGCAUUAAAGGGAACCAAAAAGAGUUGUCCACAGAUAAUGUCAUCAAAUUGAAUAUCGCCCUCUAGUGACUAGUCAUUUCAAAAAGCUUUAACUUCCUUAUUCCUUGCUCGAUUCUGUUCAAAUUUUCACUGAUAUUUUUCAAAUAUCUUAAACUUUACAAUAAAAGUAACUUAGUAUGAAGGUUUUGGUUCCCUUUAAGUACGCAUACAAGCUGAGUGUGCAGAUACUUUUUAUUUUUACCCCACAGACAUACAUGUAUUUGCGUCUUUGACAUAAGUAAUUUAUGUUGCAGUGCCAGUAUUAAAGGGGUUUUCCCAUCUUUUGUGAGAACAUAGGCUGCGUACUCUACAAUUUUGUUAUCCUUCUUUUCAUAAUUGAAUAGCAUUAAAGAGAACUCAGUUGAAGUAUGGAUCCUGUUUUGGAAAGAUUUUCUCACAUUUCAUUGGACUGAACGGUUUGUGAUGAAGAUUAUAUGGUUAUGGGUAAGAAGAAAAAAUGACUUUGUAAAGACUAAAUUUAGAUGUAGUAAUAGGCAUAACAUUUGAGUUAGUGUGAAAGGGUAUCCCUAUGUAAUUCAGGCCCUAGCUUGUUGAUGCAGUAAUAAAUGAAGAUGUGCAAUACAUUGUCCACUCUCAAUAUUUGAACUUUCUCAAAUAACUAUACCGGUAAUCCCGUUUAUAUAUUUUUCUUCCCUUUAAUUUCACCUGCCUACAGUCACCCUUUUGUUCGUGGCUCUUGUUUUCGUUUGUAUUCCAUUCAAUACAAUUUUGCUGGUUUCAGUUUCACAAGUCAAAUUUGAGAAGAAGUGAAGAAAUUUUUCCACUCAUAACUUCUAUAUGAAAUUUGCAUUAAUUCCAUCAUGCAAGUAGAAAGCAGAUAAACUGUGUAGAGGCUAGGGGGUGAGGAUUUUGACUUCAUCAACAACAUCACUGGUCUGAUGAAAUCCGUUUCUUCACCCUCUCAACAGUAGGUUAAAUGCUUUUAAAAUUUAAAGAAAAGAAACUAUGUAUAGUCAAGAGUAAUCUCUAUAUUCCUUGUUAUAUGGCACCUACUGAUGCGAUAAUUCACCAUUUAUAUUACAAAUUCUAAAGCUCUAGUGUGUUCUCCACGCGUUCUCUGUGAAAAGGGGUUGUAUUGAGUUGUAUUCAGACUACAACACAAUGUCUGGAGAGCAUGUAAAAACCCACUCCACCUCGAGCUUGUGUUUUUUUUCUCCAACCUAUCAUGUUUUAAUUGUAAGUUUACAAAAGUAUAAAACAAGAAACAUUUGCAUGCAUUAAAUUUGCUUCUGUGUACAAUUUGAGAAAGUUUCCAGUCUUGAAAGUUUCUGUUUGAACAAUAAUUGUUAAUCAGUUUUGUUUGAAUUGUCUUUAGUUUGUAACUGUAUUUUCUCUUUUCUACUUCAUGUGAAUAUUACUUCUGAACUGGCAAAAUGCUAUGUAUAGCAUAACCAUAAAUAAAAAAUUAAAAAAACAUGGAAAAAAGA
Molecule: messenger RNA, 2568 nt
Organism: Strongylocentrotus purpuratus (purple sea urchin)
Lineage: Eukaryota; Metazoa; Echinodermata; Echinoidea; Camarodonta; Strongylocentrotidae
Gene: trappc3
Product: trafficking protein particle complex subunit 3
Exons: 5
Coding region: 330-872 (180 amino acids)
Biological process (GO): intra-Golgi vesicle-mediated transport; endoplasmic reticulum to Golgi vesicle-mediated transport
Cellular component (GO): cis-Golgi network membrane; TRAPP complex; cytosol
Source: RefSeq, a predicted model, not a curated record